Leucoraja erinaceus (little skate) is the source of this 5655-nucleotide messenger RNA. RefSeq names its product phosphodiesterase 4D, cAMP-specific (gene pde4d). The transcript has 15 exons. Gene Ontology annotation, biological process: cAMP catabolic process; regulation of cardiac muscle cell contraction; signal transduction. NCBI's taxonomy places the organism in Eukaryota, Metazoa, Chordata, Chondrichthyes, Rajiformes, Rajidae. Gene Ontology annotation, molecular function: 3',5'-cyclic-AMP phosphodiesterase activity; transmembrane transporter binding; ATPase binding. Gene Ontology annotation, cellular component: nucleus; perinuclear region of cytoplasm; cytosol. The record is from RefSeq and is a predicted model, not a curated record. Bases 1776 to 3809 code for a protein of 677 amino acids.
AUUUUAAUUUGAUAAUUCUGUUGUCAAACAAGUUAAGCAGUAAUUCCAAAAUUCAUUGAGACUACAUCUGUAAUAUGAAAAAUAUUGAUCCAUGAUUGCAUUUUUAAAGACAUUUUCCUUACAAACAAAACCUAAUGUUUCAUUCUUAAAGGUGGUGUAAAUACCUAUUUUAAUUGCUUGAACUGGUGUUUUUCAUUUGUCUUUUGAAGCUUAUAUCCUAUAACUGUUUAGUUCAUUGUUUACUACUUCCCACUUGUCCUAAAAAGGCAUUAACCAUGCUGUCAAGGGGUCUUUUAGGGUAUUUUACUCAAUCCAAUUACGAGUGAUAUUUUUGUGCAUCAGAUGAAAAUGAGGAAACACAACAAUAAUCUACUUAUCCCAGCAACUGUAGUAAGAUUAAUAAACCCACUUAUUAAAAUAAGAACUGAAAACAACCCCACAAAUAAAUUUGUUGAAAAUGGAACCUACCUCAAGGGGCCCCUUGACGACAGCACAUCCUCUGUGCAGCAGCAUUCUCACAAGAUUGAAGCUGGUUCUGCAGCAGAGUAAAGUAACCCAGUCAUUGAGAAUGUGCUGAGAAUUUCUGUGUCGCAUGUCCGAUACUCCAGAAAUGUCUGAACCCAUAUGCUACAUGAGCAUUAUCAGGACACUUUGCUUUUGAAUGAAAGCCUUUUCUAUUAUUGCGCCUCUACAAAAUGCAGAGUUUGGCGAACACAGACUUCAAGCAGAUGAUCCCGUUUACAAUGACAGAACAGUGAUGACAACUGUUGGUGAACAAGAUUCGAGGAAAAGGAACCUGGACGGUAGGGGAGAGGUUCUUAGAUGACAUUCAGCUCUGGAGCAUUCCUCUUCACCUUCUUUUGUGACAGCCUAUUGUUCUUUGUUAUCUACUGUUAUGCCAAAUUUGCACAAGCUGCGUGGAUUAACGAGAUCAACAGUUUAAUUGUUUUCGAGCAUAGAAGCUCACAUUGCUUUAAUAAAAAAAUAUAUAUAUUUAAAUAUAUUACCCUCAUAGUUUUAAAAAUCCAAAUGAGAGAACAAUCACAUAAAUAUUUGUGAUGGCAGCUAAGUAUCACCUCGGGGCUGGGAGCAGGAAGCACCCGGUACAUUGCUGCAAAUGUGGAUGACUGAAUCCCUGUCCUUUUAACAGUAAUAAAAAGUUUAUUUAGUUUGAGUACAUUAUGAUUCUUAUAUCAAUAUCAUUAUCCUUGAAGAAAUAAACUCGAUGAAGAAGUAUUUCAAACCUGAAAUGAAUCCACUGGGUCAGAAAGUUGAACGAUUUGAAGAAAUAAUACAAAGAAAAAGAAAGUAAACCACACACUGUUUCCUUCUGUUGGAACUAAGAGUCUGCGACAUUGCUGCCUCUGUUUUCAUCUGGAAAUUUUACACAAUGCUGGGUGACGGAAUAUUUUCAUUGCUGGAUUGUUUCUUCCUGCCUUUUUCUUUGUACUGGAUCUCAAGUAUGAUUCUGAUUGCCUUCAUCCACUAGAAGCUGGAGAUUAGAUAUCUCUUUCAAUUGUUGAACUUCAACAAAUAGUUAUCCACUGCUACCACAAUAACAGCAGUAAUGCUUCAAACUCUGAUGUGGUUCUAAAUUGCUCCUCUUCAAAGAAAAACAAUCCACUGACAAGCAGAUUUGCAAAAAAAUGAUCCCUCAUAUGGUCAAGAUUAAUAGAGAGGAUCUAUUAGAUUGCUACCAGAAGUUUAUUGUGCAUUAAGGUGUCUGCACAGUUUCAAUUUAACGAAUUGGGAGGAAUCCCUGCAAAGGAAGAUUCAUGGAAAUGAUGCAUGUGAAUAAUUUUCCCUUCAGGAGGCAUUCAUGGAUAUGUUUUGACGUGGACAAUGGCACAACAUCAGGUCGGAGUCCCUUCGAUCCAAUGACGAGUCCAGGCUCAGGACUCGUUCUACAAGCCAACUUUACACAUGGCCAACGGCGGGAAUCCUUCCUGUACCGGUCAGACAGUGACUAUGACCUCUCCCCCAAGUCUAUAUCAAGGAACUCCUCCAUCGCUAGUGACAUUCAUGGAGAUGACCCAAUUGUGACUCCCUUUGCACAGGUGCUUGCGAGUCUACGCACUGUAAGAAACAACUUUGCUACACUAACCAACCUGCAAGAUCGAGCAUCCAGUAGCAAGCGCUCACCAUUGUGUAACCAACCACCCAUGGCUAAGCCAAGUUUCACAGAGGAGGCCUACCAAAAACUUGCAACAGAGACUCUGGAGGAACUUGACUGGUGCCUGGACCAGCUGGAGACCCUGCAAACCAGGAAUUCUGUCAGUGAAAUGGCCUCUAACAAGUUCAAGAGGAUGCUCAAUCGUGAGCUUAUUCACCUCUCUGAGAUGAGCCGGUCGGGCAAUCAGGUCUCUGAGUUUAUAUCCAGUACAUUUUUAGAUAAACAACAUGAGGUUGAAAUUCCAUCACAAGCACAGAAAGAAGAAAAGAAAAAGAAACCAAUGUCACAUAUCAGUGGGGUGAAGACACUCGUACACAGCUCAAGCCUAACAGAUUCCAGCAUCACUAGGUUUGGAGUCAAAAUUGAGCAGGAAGAACCUUUGGCAAAUGAAUUGGAGAAAAUUAACAAAUGGGACUUUAAUGUCUUUAAAGCUGCAGAAUAUUCUUUAAACAGACCAUUAACAGCUGUCAUGUACACAAUUUUUCAGGAGCGAGAAUUAUUAAAAACUUUCAAGAUUCCACCGGACACUUUAAUUACAUAUUUGAUGACCCUGGAAGACCAUUAUCAUAACGAUGUAGCAUUUCACAAUAAUAUUCAUGCUGCAGAUGUUGCUCAGUCCACACAUGUUUUACUAUCAACACCUGCAUUGGAGGCUGUCUUUACCGAUCUGGAGAUCCUUACUGCAAUAUUUGCAAGUGCUAUUCAUGAUGUGGAUCACCCAGGGGUUUCAAAUCAGUUUCUUAUCAACACAAAUUCAGAACUUGCCUUGAUGUACAAUGACGCGUCAGUACUGGAGAACCAUCAUUUAGCAGUUGGCUUUAAAUUGCUGCAGGAAGAGAACUGUGAUAUUUUCCAGAACUUAACCAAGAAACAAAGACAGUCACUGAGGAAGAUGGUUAUUGACAUUGUUCUUGCUACAGACAUGUCCAAACACAUGACCUUGCUAGCUGACUUGAAAACAAUGGUAGAAACGAAAAAGGUGACCAGUUCUGGAGUCCUCCUUCUGGAUAACUAUUCAGAUAGAAUACAGGUUCUGCAAAAUAUGGUGCACUGUGCAGAUAUAAGCAACCCCACAAAACCUCUUCACCUGUAUCGCCAAUGGACAGAUAGAAUAAUGGACGAAUUCUUUCGCCAAGGAGACCGAGAAAGGGAAAGAGGAAUGGAAAUAAGUCCCAUGUGUGACGAGCACAAUGCUUCCAUUGAAAAAUCACAAGUGGGUUUCAUUGACUACAUUGUCCAUCCUCUAUGGGAGACAUGGGCUGAUCUAGUCCAUCCUGAUGCACAAGACAUGUUAGAUACACUAGAAGACAACAGAGAAUGGUAUCAGAGCACAAUUCCACAGAGUCCUUCACCGGCCCCUGACGAUGGUGUUGAGGGACGACCAGGACAAGUUGACAAGUUCCAGUUUGAGUUAACACUAGAGGAAGAUGGUGAAUCAGACACUGAAAAGGACAGUGUUGGUAGCCAGGGUGAAGAUGGCAACAGCUGUAGUGACUCCAAGACUCUUUGCACCCAAGACUCUGAGUCAACAGAAAUCCCACUGGAUGAGCAAGUAGAUGAGGAGGAGGGCCCAACAGAUGUCUCUCGGGAAGAGAAGGCAGAGGAGGAAGAAGAAGAGAAGGCUGUAGAUACAUAAUAACAUUGAUGGAGAAGGUAUCUUGGAAGAAUCUUCCAAGCACUACGUGUAGUUACAGCUGAUGCCAAUUCCUCAUCCUCAUCGACCAGUACUUUGUAUACUUUGUAUCUCACAAAGCCAGGAAUCAUCUAGAUGACUCUGUACUCAGGAAUAACAUGUCAGAAUUUCAGCUCCACGUCAUUGUCACAGCAUGGGAAAUCUAUUUAAAAAACGAUCGUUACUACUAUCAGAUUUAUGAAUCUGAAAUAGGAAUGGAUUGCUUUUGUUGGGAGAAUAAUAUUAAACCAAAUAUGGGUUUUGUUUUCACAAAGCUGUAGUAGCUGUUUGAGCUUUAUCCAUGUGAAGAAGUAUGGACAUCCAUUCAUGAGAUAAUGCUGCGGAUACUGGUUUCAUCAAAUAUUUUCAGCAAUGAAGAUUGAAAUGCACAGUAUUUUAUGAGACUGCAGUUAGAGAAGAUCUGUCACCAACGGGAAGUUUGAUCAUUUAUGAAAUCACGAGACGUUUUAUAAUUUCAAGUCUUCCUUGAAACCUGACUGUAAAAACUGUACUGCUAUAAGCUGUACUGACCUCUUUUUGUAUCAUAUGUAAUACAGAUAACUUUUUUAGAUUUUACUUUUGUUAAUACAGAUUUAUGGAGGUAUUAUAUUUAAAAUAAUUUUCAUCUGUUAUUAUUAGAUAUACACGUAACUCGCAAGUUCUCUGUUCCGUUCUGAAUGCUGAGUACAAACAGUUCUUUACCAUCUUACGCAUUAUGAUUUUAUGGAUCUAAUACAGUUCAGUUAUACUCUGGGAAUGAAAAAUGCCACAAGUCCCCAGAUGCUGCAUCUUUGUUAACGAUUACAUUAAAAGGCAUUGCAUUCAAAUUAAACCCUUGAAUUAUACACUGUCCAGACAGUUACAGGAAACUCCUUGAAAGUAGACAAACAACCUUGAUAGGAUGUUUCCAAUGUUGGACUUAAAAUGCACUGAAUUUCACAACAUUCAAAUUUUCUUGCCAAAAUAUGCUCAAGCUGUAGACAGCUUGUGAAAGGAAUGCAAUGUUCCAUUGCAUUAUCACUAAGAUUCCAAUGAAAUAUUUACAAAUUAUGUAAAGCCGUGUAGACUACUGUAUCACAGCAUGUAGUCUGCAAAUUAGCACACUUUACCUUGCAAGUUACUGUUCAAUGCAAAAUGUUAUCUUCCCCUCCCACCCUACCCCACUAAAAUGUCCUUGCCUGCCCCCAACCAUCUGCAUCAGGAUCUCUUGGGGAGAAUUUAUAGAUGGAACAAACUGUAAAACUUGAAUAGGUCUGGCUGUUAAAGAGCACCUAUCGAAUGAGCUUAUUUUAAUCCAUUAUUUAAUUUUGUUGCCAUACCAUUUUUCCUCACCAGAUGACCUUACUUGUAAUCCAGUCUUGUUUGUCUCUGUUUACAACCAUGUAUUUAUUGAACUGUACAUACUGUAAUGUUCAUUGUAAAUUAUUGAUUCUUAGUAUAACACAAUUCAUAAUGGAGUGGUGUUAAUACAUUGGAAUCUCCUUGUGAAAAAAUGAAUAUACUUAUCUGUAAAUUUUCUUCUAUUUAUAUUUUGCCAUCUAUAGCUUGGCUAAGGAGAACCUUGAGGAUGUAAACGGUUGCUGGCCUUUGGCCCCAGGGUUGUGCCUUAACUUUCUCCAAUAUAUUGUUACUGUCUGCUGCAUUUCAAAGCUUACUAGUCAAGUGACAAUUCGAUGAAAGGGGAGAUUCUUUCCUAUUUAAAAACAGAGCCUCCUUUGACACGUAAACUGUAGAUUUCAGCAGCCCUGGCCCAAAGGAAUUGGACAUAUUUUUCUUUUUGAAUUAAAUCAUAAUAAAAGGGAUUACAGAC